GCCCCACCCCCUUCACGUACAAGUGAAUUGUUGAAGAUUUAAGGAGUGUGUUCUCGAGGCUUCCCUCGUUAAAAGUAUAGUACUAAUCAUGGUGCUGAAAGCUGUUUGCGUUUUGAAGGGCUCUGGUGAAGUUAGUGGUACUGUGUAUUUUGAACAGGAGGAUUGUGGACCAGUGACUAUUAAAGGAAACAUUAAAGGACUUGCUGCUGGGAAACAUGGAUUCCAUGUCCAUGUAUUUGGAGACAACACUAAUGGUUGCAUAAGUGCAGGUCCUCAUUUCAAUCCAGAAAAUCUCACACACGGUGGCCCAGAUGAUGAAAUCCGACAUGUAGGUGAUCUUGGAAAUGUGAUUGCUGAUGAGCAAGGUGUAGCGAGCUUCUGCUUCAAAGACAGAUUGGUUUCUUUAUCAGGACCGCACUCUGUAGUGGGCCGUAGUGUUGUGGUCCAUGAGAAAGAAGAUGACUUGGGCAGAGGUAAUGAUGAAGAAUCCAAAAAAACUGGAAAUGCUGGUGGUCGGUUAGCCUGUGGAGUUGUUGGAAUAACCCAAUAAUGGGUCAUAAUUUUGUAAAACUUUCAGCACCUAAAAUCAGCAGGCUUUUGUUUAAAGUUCUGAUAUCACCUAAUUUGACAUUUAUGGAUGACCUAAUAAAAGCACUUACAGUAUGGAGUGGUUAGGAAAAUGUAGUAAUUGCAACAUUGUGGCUUAACCUUAUUUGGUAUUGUACCAUACUUUUAUAUUCAAAAUCUACAUUAAAGUUCAUUUAGCAGUC
Messenger RNA from Protopterus annectens (West African lungfish), 770 nucleotides. RefSeq names its product superoxide dismutase 1 (gene SOD1). Bases 89 to 550 code for a protein of 153 amino acids. Gene Ontology annotation, biological process: removal of superoxide radicals. The record is from RefSeq and is a predicted model, not a curated record. NCBI's taxonomy places the organism in Eukaryota, Metazoa, Chordata, Ceratodontiformes, Protopteridae. Gene Ontology annotation, cellular component: mitochondrion; nucleus; peroxisome. Gene Ontology annotation, molecular function: copper ion binding; superoxide dismutase activity. The transcript is spliced from 5 exons.